Molecule: messenger RNA, 2967 nt
Organism: Gossypium arboreum
Lineage: Eukaryota; Viridiplantae; Streptophyta; Magnoliopsida; Malvales; Malvaceae
Product: heparanase-like protein 2
Exons: 11
Coding region: 1-2967 (988 amino acids)
Cellular component (GO): plant-type cell wall; membrane
Molecular function (GO): beta-glucuronidase activity; protein binding
Source: RefSeq, a predicted model, not a curated record
AUGAAUUUCAAAAGUAUUACGUUUUUUGCUGUGCUUCUGUCAUGCUUUUUGGUCUCAAAAGCUGAAAAAGUUGAAGUUGUGGUUGAAGGAGCAACUUCCAUUGCUCAAACCGAUGAAGAUUUUAUUUGUGUUACCCUUGAUUGGUGGCCUACAAACAAGUGUGAUUACGAUCAAUGUCCAUGGGGUCAAGCUGGACUUUUUAAUUUGGAUUUGAAGAACAAGAUUCUUGAAAAGGCUGUAAAAGCAUUUCAUCCUUUGAGAAUUAGAGUUGGAGGUUCAAUGCAAGAUCAAGUGGUGUACAAUGUUCGAAAUAAUAUUAAGAAUUGCAAACCAUUCGAAAAACAAGACAAAGGCUUCUUAUUUGGUUUCUCCAUUGGAUGUCUUGACAUGAAGAGAUGGGAUGAACUCAAUGAGUUUUUCAAUCAAACUCGAGCUAAAGUUACAUUUGGUUUAAAUGCUCUUAUCGGAAGAAAAGAGUCUGAAACUGAAAAGACUCUUUGGGUUGGUGAUUGGUAUUCACAUAAUGCUCGAGAUCUCAUGCGUUAUACAAUUUCUAAAGGAUAUAAAAUUGACUCUUAUGAAUUAGGAAAUGAAUUGUGUGGAGUAGGAGUUAGUGCUAGGAUUGAAGCUAAACAAUAUGCAAAAGAUAUGGCAACACUUAAAAAUCUUGUAAAAGAGAUGUAUCCAAAUCCUAAAACUCAACCUAAGGUUUUAGGCCCGGGAGGUUUCUAUGACAAGAAAUGGUUCGAUACUUUUUUGGAUGCUUCAGGACAUGACGUUAUUGAUGGAGUUACACAUCAUAUUUAUAAUCUCGGACCCGGUAAUAACCCAGAUGUGGUUCGUCGUGUCCAAGAUCCAUUUUUCUUGACUCAAAUUGCUCAAACAUUUAAAGAUGUUUCAAAUGCUAUUGACAAAUUUGCACCAUGGUCUGGUGCAUGGGUUAGUGAAUCGGGUGGAGCUUAUAACAGUGGCGGCCAAUUAGUAUCUUAUACAUUUGCAUUUGGCUUUUGGUACUUGGACCAAUUGGGAAUGACAUCAGUUUAUAACCACAAAGUUUAUUGCAGACAAGCUUUGACCGGGGGCAAUUACGCUCUUCUUAAUACUACUACAUUCAUUCCUAAUCCAGAUUAUUACGGUGCGCUUUUGUGGCAUAGAGUUAUGGGGAGUAAAGUUCUUUCCGUCACGCAUAAGGGUUCUCCAUAUUUGCGUGUAUACUCUCAUUGUGCCAAAAAGGAGCCCGGGGUUUCUUUUGUUUUCAUCAACUUAUCAAAAAAUACCUCAUUUGAAAUUGAUCUUUUCCAUGAUCUAAAUUUACAUGGUGGGAGUCCAAAUUUUGAAUUUAAAGGACGUAAAGAGCGAGAAGAGUAUCAUUUGACACCAAAAGAUGGGAAUAUAUUAAGCAGUGUUGUAUUGUUGAACGGAACACCACUGGAACUUUCAGUCUCGUUGGAGAUACCAGAGUUGAAGCCGAAGCUUGUGGAUGGUUUGAAACCCAUUAGCAUCGUUGCUCAUUCAAUCGCAUUCGUAACCAUUAGAGAUUUCAAUGCACCUGCAUUUAUAAUUCUUCUCUCAUGCUUCAACUCCCACUGUCUUAACUUGCUUGGUUUAGCAGACCCUGUAGUUAGUGGAAACGCCACUGAUAAACAAGCUUUACUCGAGUUCAAAGCCAAGAUAACUGGUGAUCAGCUCAAUGUUAUGGAGUCGUGGAAUAGGUCCAUUCACUUCUGUCAAUGGCAUGGCGUUACAUGCGGUCGCAAGCAUCAGAGAGUCACCAAAUUGGAUCUACAAUCCCUCAAACUCUCGGGAUCUUUAUCACCACACAUUGGAAAUAUGAGCUUCCUUAGGGUGCUGAAUCUUAUGGACAACAGCUUCUAUAACCAGAUUCCUCAAGAGAUUGGUGGUUUAAGGAGACUGGAAACAUUAUAUCUGACCAACAACUCCAUAAGUGGUGAAAUUCCUUCCAAUUUAUCUUCUUGUUCUAAGCUCACAAUAGUUCGUAUGGCAGGCAACCGGCUAACAGGAGAAAUACCUGCUUUUCUGGGUUUCUUGUCAAACUUGAAAGUCUUGAGUUUUUACAACAACAGUUUGAGAGGGAGUAUCCCACCUUCAUUGGGUAAUUUGUCAUCCUUGGAGGAACUUGCCUUGACAUAUAAUGCAUUAGAUGGGAUUAUACCUGAAACUCUUGCACAACUAACAAAUCUUUCAAGUUUUUUGGCAGCAGCAAAUGCAAUUUCUGGUACGCUUCCUGUUGCAAUGUUCAAUCUUUCCAAUAUUAGGUUCUUUGAUAUUGGUGAAAAUAAGAUUCAAGUUAAUCUUUAUACUGACUUAGCGAUCACUAUGCCAUAUGUUGAGUUCUUUUCUGUAAGGGGAAAUAAAAUCUCCGGACAAAUCCCGAUUUCAAUAACCAAUGCCUCAAAUCUACACGUACUUCAAUUUAAUGAUAAUAGACUUAGUGGAAAGGUGCCUUCCUUGGAGAAGUUGGAUAAACUAUCUACGCUUCAACUAGCCGUAAACGAUUUGGGACAUGGGAGAGAAGGUGACUUGAACUUUCUCUGCACUUUAGUCAAUAAUACCAAAUUAGAAUUUCUAUUUAUUAGUGACAAUAAUUUUGGAGGGGUAUUUCCUAAAUGCGUCAGCAAUUUUUCCAACACCCUUUUACGGUUAGAAAUAGACGAGAACAAAAUAAUGGGAAGAAUCCCAGAUGGGAUUGGUAAUCUCGUCAAUUUGGAGGCAUUAUUUGCAUCAGAAAACCAGCUGUCGGGUCCCGUACCAUUUGAGAUUGGGAGGCUUCAAAAGCUAAACAAAUUUUUCGCUCAUAUUAAUUUUCUCUCCGGAACUAUUCCCCAUUCUAUUGGAAAUUUAUCGGCUUUAACAGAAGUUGGUUUAGAUUUUAACAAUCUUCAGGGCAACAUUCCUCCAAUGGACCUAUUCCCCCUCAAUUACUUGGGGUCUCCUCCAUGUCCAUAA